AGAGACAGGCGAAAGGGAGGGAGCUGAGUGCCGAGAGGUCGAUGGGCCGAGCAUAAAUGUCUCGAUGAGUGUGAGGCCGCCAUUUUAGAUGAGGAACGAAACGGACGGCGCCGAGCGGGACGAGAGCCUGGGGGGAGCGGCCGAGGGGCAGUGACAUAGAUGAUGUGCUUCAUCCUUUUAUUAUAGGACUUCAUUUGUUUAAAGGAAAACUAAAGACCGUAUCAAUGGAGCACAUUCAGGGAGCUUGGAAGACUAUCAGUAACGGCUUUGGACUCAAGGAUUCUGUCUUUGAUGGCCCAAACUGUAUUUCACCUACUAUCGUCCAGCAGUUUGGUUAUCAACGCCGAGCAUCUGAUGAUGGCAAAAUAUCAGAUACAUCCAAAACGAGUAAUACUAUUCGUGUUUUCUUGCCCAACAAGCAGCGCACAGUGGUAAAUGUGCGAAAUGGAAUGACCUUACAUGACUGUCUUAUGAAGGCACUUAAAGUCAGAGGUCUGCAGCCAGAAUGCUGUGCAGUUUUUCGACUUCUUACUGAACCAAAAGGAAAAAAAGUGCGUUUGGAUUGGAAUACAGAUGCUGCCUCCUUGAUUGGAGAGGAACUGCAAGUGGACUUUCUUGAUCAUGUUCCACUCACUACACACAAUUUUGCUCGGAAGACGUUUCUAAAGCUUGCUUUCUGUGACAUCUGCCAGAAGUUCCUGCUCAAUGGCUUUCGGUGUCAGACAUGUGGUUAUAAAUUCCACGAACACUGCAGCACUAAAGUUCCAACCAUGUGUGUUGACUGGAGCAAUAUCAGGCAACUCUUAUUGUUCCCAAAUUCAAAUAUCAGUGACAGUGGUGUCCCUGCACUACCUCCCUUGACAAUGAGACGGAUGCGGGAGUCUGUCUCCCGGAUACCUGUUAGUUCCCAGCACAGGUAUUCUACACCUCAUGCCUUCACAUUCAACACAUCAAACCCUUCCUCUGAGGGCUCUCUUUCCCAAAGACAGCGAUCUACAUCCACACCAAAUGUCCAUAUGGUUAGCACUACAAUGCCUGUAGACAGCCGGAUAAUUGAGGAUGCAAUUCGAAGCCAUAGUGAAUCAGCCUCACCUUCUGCUCUGUCUGGAAGUCCUAACAAUAUGAGCCCAACUGGCUGGUCUCAGCCCAAAACCCCAGUCCCAGCCCAAAGAGAGAGAGCCCCUGGAUCUAAUACCCAAGAAAAAAACAAAAUUGUAAGUACGAGGCCUCGUGGACAGAGAGAUUCCAGUUACUACUGGGAAAUAGAAGCAAGUGAAGUCAUGCUUUCUACCAGAAUAGGGUCAGGUUCUUUUGGAACAGUUUACAAAGGCAAAUGGCAUGGGGAUGUAGCAGUGAAGAUACUAAAGGUUGUAGAUCCAACCCCAGAACAGUUCCAGGCUUUCAGAAAUGAAGUGGCUGUAUUAAGGAAGACUCGGCAUGUUAAUAUUUUGCUCUUUAUGGGCUACAUGACUAAAGAUAAUCUGGCCAUUGUUACACAGUGGUGUGAAGGAAGCAGUCUGUAUAAACACCUGCACGUUCAAGAGACCAAGUUCCAAAUGUUCCAGCUCAUUGAUAUUGCUCGGCAGACAGCACAGGGAAUGGACUAUUUACAUGCAAAGAAUAUUAUCCACAGAGACAUGAAAUCCAAUAAUAUAUUUCUUCAUGAAGGCCUCACAGUGAAAAUAGGAGACUUUGGUCUGGCAACUGUAAAAUCCAGGUGGAGUGGAUCUCAACAGGUGGAACAGCCUACUGGUUCAAUCUUGUGGAUGGCACCAGAAGUGAUACGGAUGCAGGAUAGUAACCCGUUUAGUUUUCAGUCAGAUGUCUACUCCUAUGGAAUAGUAUUAUACGAACUAAUGACCGGAGAGUUGCCAUACUCCCACAUAAACAACCGAGAUCAGAUUAUUUUCAUGGUUGGCCGAGGGUAUGCUUCUCCAGACCUCAGUAAACUGUACAAGAACUGCCCCAAAGCAAUGAAGAGGCUUGUAGCAGACUGUCUGAAGAAAGUUAGGGAAGAACGACCUCUGUUUCCACAAAUACUGUCAUCCAUUGAAUUGUUGCAACAUUCUCUACCCAAAAUCAACCGGAGCGCUUCUGAACCAUCUCUGCAUCGUGCUGCCCACACAGAGGACAUAAAUUCAUGCACAUUAACAUCCACGAGACUGCCCGUGUUCUAGGAUCAUGCUCCCCUUCCCUUGUUCUCUCCAGUGAUGGGAAAGGAACAGAAGUAACAGAAGUUGUGCUUUUAAUGCCUCAGUGUACAGGAUCAGUGCCAGCAGGAUUAUCUGCAUCCCAGUUUUAAGAACAAGCUGCUAAGGAUUUCUGCAGUUUUAUCCUGCAGGGACACAGCUCCACCUUGCCUUUUUCUACAGUUUCUUUUACUGGGAUAGUUAACAGACUGUAAAUCAAGAGAUCUAUUACUAUUUUUUUAAUAGAUGCACUUGAGCCUUAUUUUUCCCAUACACGGAAGCGAUGGAUGUUUCUUUGGCAGUGUUUCUGGAUUGAUUUGAAUCUGUUGCUAAAUUGGUAUUUUUUACAGCAAGGAUGGCUUGCCUCGGCGUUUGAGGAAAGAUGAUGCAUUAUGGUGCUCCUUGAUUGCCCCAUGCCAUAUGCCACCUCAGGCUGGGGGAGUUUUGCCUGAAAUGGGUAUCUGCAAACAAGACUGAGGGAAGAGGAAAAAACUUUCUGGAAAUCAGCUCCUGCCUAAGAGCUUUCAUCAAGCCAAUGAAAUAAGUUAAAAUGCUAAUUCAACACGGAAUAGUUUUGCAAUAGUUUUGCACAUAGAAGAAAAACUCUUGCAAAAGAAUGGAAUAUAUUCUGAAUUGUACUGCUCAGAGAAGGAAGCUAGCCAGUCUUGCUACGGUCAUCUUCAGUAACUUAAGCAGCUUACUCUGGUACUAUUGACUUGUUUCUUGCAGCCCAAUGAGGUGGUAAGUGCAGAAAGACAGGCUUUUGUGGCUGAGAAAAGGCUACUUAACAUUAUCCGUAUACUUCUGCAGAAUGAGCAUAGUCUUCAUCCCAUCUGAAGCUGUCGUCCAAGAGAUGCACUAUCAAGAGGAAACUGAGCAUAUACAGUUUUAUCUUGCUGAUUUGGGUUUUAAUUUUGUUUUUAUUGCUCCUGAGAAAAUGCAUUUAUUGUAAGCCAAGGUUCCUCUGAUUAUCUUAUUUUAAUAAAAUAAAUUAAAUUUUAGGUUUAAGAUUCGAUGUCAUCAUUUAAUGUAGUAAUCCGUAGUUCUGACAUGUACGUCUCGAUUUGAAAAAUGCAGAAAACGACAUUUGGAAUAACAUUUUAAAAGUUCCUAGUCAAGUAAAAACACACUUGAUAUUACGAUGGUCUUUAUUCUCCUGUAAUAAUCUUUCAGCAGCAUUUACUUAUUAAGAUACCUACACUGAGGUACUAUCAAGCUCUUUAACUGCACCAUUUUUGCUCUACGUUUUAUCUCCUGUGAAUCUGUUGUUUACUUAGGUAGAAGUGUUUUGUCUUGGCUGAACUCCACAGACGACAAGAAAGAGGUGGUGUAAUCUAAAAAUUUAUUUUUUAAAUUUUUUAAAUUCUGUUUAAAUGUGUCUAUCAGGAAAAGAAUGGAAGCCAAGUUUCCAUUCUUGAACGGAAGCUUGGGAUUUUGUGUCUUUCUCUGUGCAAACAGAUAAGUGGAGGGCUCCUGUCUAGUGAGUGAGCAGGCAAGGUGUCUGUAACCACUGUUACCUCAAUCUAAACAGCUGCCUAAAAUUUGUUAGGCAGAAUACUGUUGCUGUGAAUUUUGACAGCUUAAAUAUGCUGCCUGUCAUGUCCAAAUAGCCAUUUCGGCUUCUGAUUUGCAGCAAGCAAGAACCCCACAAAAAGUGCUUAUGGAAGGGAAGAGAAGAACUUGAAGUACGUAAGCCAGACACAUACUUGAAAAAUAUCUGGACUGGUUUUCCUCAGAAUAUCAUACAAGAAGGGUAGAAUAUUAAUCCUUGGGUGAUACUAGAGUGUGACCAUAAAAUCUGCUUGCUGAAAAGUCAGGGUUGAAGGACACUUCCAUGUAGUUCUGUAUGAUUUUUAAUAAUAUUCUUGGUAUUUUAACUGCAACCUUCUCUAAACAUCAUUUAUCAUUUUACCUCGUAAGAAAGGGAGGGGGGGGAAGAAAGGUAAGCUGUUUUUACUUUAGCUCUGAUUUCCAAAAAGAAACCAUUGAGUCCUAAUCUUUAAAACGGGUUAUGUGUCUCUUGAAAAAUUAAAAUAACUUUAAUUGGCUUAUUUUGACCAGCACUUGAUUUCAAAUUAGAUGAAAUCUACUAAGUGAAGAAUUUAAAAGGCCUGAGUUUCUUACUGCUCUUAAAUGAAAACUUCUGUUUAUGUUGUCCCUAGGCAGCUUUAAAAAACAAGUUAUCUUUUUAAUUUCAGACUACUGUUACCUGGUUUAUGUCAUCUUGGGGCAAAGUAAAUCAGGAAUGUCUUGUUUAAGGUAAAGAACAUCUUCUCCAUUGA
Molecule: messenger RNA, 4471 nt
Organism: Tyto alba (common barn owl)
Lineage: Eukaryota; Metazoa; Chordata; Aves; Strigiformes; Tytonidae
Gene: RAF1
Product: Raf-1 proto-oncogene, serine/threonine kinase
Exons: 18
Coding region: 225-2177 (650 amino acids)
Biological process (GO): protein phosphorylation; signal transduction
Cellular component (GO): cytosol; plasma membrane; mitochondrion
Molecular function (GO): protein kinase activity; ATP binding
Source: RefSeq, a predicted model, not a curated record